Molecule: messenger RNA, 6852 nt
Organism: Malaclemys terrapin pileata
Lineage: Eukaryota; Metazoa; Chordata; Testudines; Emydidae
Gene: KCNG3
Product: potassium voltage-gated channel modifier subfamily G member 3
Exons: 2
Coding region: 415-1719 (434 amino acids)
Biological process (GO): protein homooligomerization; potassium ion transmembrane transport
Cellular component (GO): voltage-gated potassium channel complex; membrane
Molecular function (GO): protein binding; delayed rectifier potassium channel activity
Source: RefSeq, a predicted model, not a curated record
GAGCGGAGGAGGCAGCGGAGCGGGGCUCUCCAACUUGACGGGGCUUUCCCCUUCCUCCCUGGCCCCGCGGCGGCACCAUGCCGCCUCCGCGGGCCGCCCGCAGCAGCACCCGGGCACAGGGAGCCCCGACGCCCGGAGCCGCGCCCAGCGGGCUCCCGGGCUCUUCCUCCGCGCCCCACUGAAGCGGCAGCGCCCAGCUCCGGGGCUUGCCUGACUCUCCCUCCGCCCCGGGGCGCGGGCAGCCGCCGGCUCCGAGGGGGCGCACGCCCUCUCGCCGCGCCCAGCCCCAGGGAGUCGAACCGCAGGAGGGGCGCGGGGACCCUCCUCUCCCCGCCCGAGGGGGGCAUCAGCCGGGGGCCCCGAGCCGAGGCCAGCCGCCGCCUCUUGCGCUCCCCCCUCCGCCCCGCGCAAGCCAUGAACUUUGGCCGGGGCCGCUCGGUGGUGUUGAACGUGGGGGGCACCCGCUACUCCUUCUCCCGCGAGGUGCUGAAGGACUUCCCGCUGCGGCGGGUGAGCCGGCUGCACGGCUGCCUCUCGGAGCAGGACGUGCUGGAGGUGUGCGACGACUACGACCAGGAGCGCAACGAGUUCUUCUUCGACCGCCACUCGGAGGCCUUCGGCUUCAUCCUGCUGUACGUGCGGCACGGCCACCUGCGCUUCGCGCCGCACAUGUGCGAGCUCUCCUUCUACAACGAGAUGAUCUACUGGGGGCUCGAGUGCUCGCACCUGGACUACUGCUGCCAGCGCCGCCUGGACGACCGCAUGUCCGACACCUACACCUUCUACUCGGGCGACGAGCCCCCCGCCGGCGACGGCGGCGAGGACACGCGGCCCCCGGCCGAGCCCCCGCCUGCAGCCGAGGGCAGGAAGUGGCUGGAGAGGAUGAGGCGGACUUUCGAGGAGCCCACCUCGUCCGUGGCCGCCCAGAUCCUGGCCACGGUGUCCAUCCUCUUCGUCAUCGUGUCCAUGGUGGUGCUGUGCGCCAGCACCCUGCCCGAGUGGCGGGCGGCGGAGAACCGCAGCGUGGAGGAGCAGAGCAGGUACACAGCAGACUCAGUGAGGGAGCCCUCCGGGAUCAUUGAAGCUAUCUGCAUAGGCUGGUUCACUGCAGAGUGCAUUGUGAGGUUCAUCAUCUCCAAAAACAAGUGUGAGUUUGUCAAGAGGCCCCUGAACAUCAUUGAUUUGCUGGCAAUCACUCCUUACUACAUCUCUGUGCUAAUGACAGUUUUCACAGGGGAAAAUUCUCAGCUCCAAAGGGCUGGAGUCACUCUGAGGGUUCUUAGAAUGAUGAGGAUUUUUUGGGUGAUUAAACUUGCCCGUCACUUCAUUGGUCUUCAAACACUUGGUCUGACUCUGAAGCGUUGUUACAGAGAGAUGGUGAUGCUUCUUGUCUUUAUUUGUGUUGCUAUGGCAAUUUUUAGUGCACUUUCACAACUCCUUGAAAAUGGGCUGGACUUGGGAACAAAGAAUAAGGAUUUUUCCAGCAUCCCUGCUGCCUGUUGGUGGGUAAUAAUCUCGAUGACCACGGUUGGUUAUGGUGACAUGUGCCCCAUCACUGUACCUGGAAGGAUUCUUGGUGGAAUUUGUGUGGUUAGUGGGAUUGUUUUAUUAGCAUUGCCUAUUACUUUCAUCUAUCAUAGCUUUGUGCAAUGUUAUCAUGAGGUCAAGUUCCGAUCUGCUAGGUACAGCAGAAGCCUCUCUGCUGAAUUCUUAAAUUAAUGAGUGCUCCUGCUUUUUGUAAUAGUACUUGCUAAGCUUUGGUGGAAGAGGUGAUGGUUGCUCCCUGUGUACACCCAUCUUGCUGGAUGAUCUAAGGAACAGCAUUGUCAUCAGCCCUGAAGGAUGUCAGUCACCAUUCUCACCUGAAGGAUGACUACCUGCUUUGGACCCCAUGGUAGGGAGUGUGGGUGGGCAUGUUGAGAUCUGAGAGGAAAAAAAUGGUAGCUUCUAGAACAACAAUGGGACUGGAAAGUUCUCAAGACAUCAUGGGGACUGGACUUCUCUCUACCUAUCCAGACAACUACACACACAAAUCAUGGGCUUGGUACCAAGAGAGAUGAAGACCUGCAACUCAGUGGGAGUUGCAGGUACUCACCACUCCUCAUACUGAUAUCCCAGAGCCUUCCAAGGAAAAUAUAACAGAUGUCAUUCAAAUAUUUAAAAUCUAAAGGUCCCUUGGAGGCGUAGAGACCUUGUUGACAUGAAGCCUGCUCCAGAAGAGUUGAGGGCAUUGGAGCAGAAUUGCUGCUACUUUUAAUUCCUCCAAGUCAUGCAGCAGGUGGAAUAAUCUGAUCUUACAACUGAAGGAAGAGGAAAAAAAAUAUAAAUACACAAGGCAGAGAGAGUCUCACAGCCCAAUUCUGAUCUCAGUGAAAGCGACAGUGAGGUCAAUGGAGUUAGUCCAGAUUUUUAUUGGAGGAACCAAGAGGAGUGUUUGUCUCCCUCUAUGUUGUGGCAUAUGCUUAACCACAACUGUCAUUUCUCUGGGCGUAAGAUUUAUAGUAGCAACUAAUGUCAUACUUUAUAAAGAUCAGAGUAAAAUUCAGUUGUCGAUAAUACGAUCAAUAUAUCAACUGCUAGCUCAGUGGGAGGCAGAUAUCCAAAUUUGACUCAGGUGCUCAGCUAAACUCUAUCAACAUGAAGACAUUUACCUAUAAGCCUUGAUUUCCCACCACCCCAUUUUAUUAACCAUAAUCACCUCAUAGUGAAAUUGUAUUCCAAGGAACAUGAUAUGAGUCUGUCACUUGAGAGGUUCAAAAACUUUCUAGACAAAGCACUAGAAAACAGGAGAACAAUCCUGCAAUGUCGGGGCUGGGACAGAUGUCCAGGUGGGUCUUUUUCCAUCUCCAAAAUUCUAUGAUGAUUCUUAUUGAAGGAUCUAUUAUGAAUUGAUAUAGUUAAUUUAAAUUUUAACAACUGUACAACAGCCCAGAUGAUACUGAAAAGUAGCAUUUUAGCUGGAUGGAACCUGUGCUUGGCACAAAGUAAUAUAUUCUCCCCUGCAAAUAUGGAAUUAAGAUGAAUGAAGUUAAGUUCUCAUGUUUCAUACACUACAUUUCUUGUGUAGUACUGCUUAGUAGCACUAUUAAAUAUGACUUUGAAAAGCUGCCAUGUGCUGUUAAACAUUCAAACAAAUUUAGACACAGCUAAACCAGUACUGUUUGCCACCCACCAUUAACAGGAAACAUUUUUAUUAACCAGAAUCACCAGUUUAUUUGAAUUUGGUGUGCUUGCCUGAAAGUCAUUGUAAAAUGUUUACUGUGUUUGUAUUGUAGAAGCACCUUUGGAUGUUUUGUGUACAUUUGUCUGCUUUAGAAAUAGAGUGACUGGGACCUAGCAACAGAAGUCUUUGGUACUGAUCACUCAGACUAAAAAUAUUAGGUGGGGUAUAUAGCUAGUACUUGAAGGCCAUAUGCUGAAAAAGAAAUAUACUGCCAUUUUUGCUGCUCAAGACCUAAGAAAAGUUAUGGAUCAUGUUAAAUGGCAUGCUGUUGGUUUUAGGGGAAAGGGAUAUGUACUGAUAAAGCCAGUCAAGGAGAGAAAGGAAAUUGUUUCACUACCAGAAGUUGUAAAGUAACCUGAAAGAAAAGUUGCUCGAUUGCAAUAGCCAUGAGUUUGCAUUUCCCAAAACUAGUUUGCUUAGUUCCUUUUCCUUUUUUCUGCAAUAGUUUCUUGAGGAUAUAUUAUUGUGUAGUGCCACAUCCACACCUUUGAAAUCUCUGUAUCUUGCAGAGAGGUGAAUAUUCCUAGGGAAGGGGGAGAAAUCACUUUUGGGGAGAGAUUCUCAGCUGGUUUAAGCUGGCCAGCUUCCAGUAACUUCAGAGGAUCUAUACCAGUUGACACCAGCUGAGAUUCUGGGCCUUAGCAUAUAUAAUAGAGCUGAUUAGAGAAAAAAUUCCCCACAAGAAUUAAAGUUAGUUUUUUAUAAAAGAAACUGAAAUUUGAGUUUCAUUUUCCAGCCAUUGAAGACUGAAACAUUUCAGCCAAAGUUAAUGUUUUGAUAAAAAAUUAACAUUUUUUUUUGAAAAAAAAAUUCUCUACAAAAAAAUUGGCUUUGACAAAAUGAAAAUUUUCCAGCCGUGUAAUACUGAAUUUCUAUUAUUUUCUUCUUCUACUAGUGUUGAAAAAGCUAGCGCUACACAUUUAGAAACUCUUGGGUGAAAUUGGUUUCCAUGUAACUUUUUCAAGUCUACUGUGCCUUCAGUCCACAGAUUAUAUUUAAACAGAUUAAUGCCCUCUAUUUGGGAUGCAAAAUACCAUAUACAAUUUGAGCCAAGUGGGUACAUCUCAUAGUUUUAAACAUAUACAAAUAUGAAAUAUACUUACAGUAAGUUGUAGCACUUAAUUCCAGAAAAAAAUUAACUUGUAUUUUUAUCACUACAGUAUAUAUAAGGUCAGUUUUUUAGCUUCAUGUGCAAAAAAGCGAAGUCAGUUAUAAAUUAAUGCACACAAUGACUUUCAAGUACUGAUUUGUAUUGUACAGGCAAUUGAAUACUAGACAUUCCAAAGACAAACUAGUGUCUAGAAUAUGUUUGACAUAAGAGUACAGAAAAUGUGCUAUUUUAAAAAGGGUUUCCAAAUGUAGAUUCAUAUAGAAUACAAAGAAUAUAAUCACCUACUUAAGAUACUUAUGUAAAGGAAUGUAUGUUUAUGAAAAGUGGAGAUCAUCUUAAAUACAAACAUUUAGAUUGCUCUAGAUCAAUUUUUUAUUGCAGAACGUGAACAAAAAUGCCUCAUGUAUUUUAAAUUUGCAUUACAGUAGAAUAAUUUUGAAUAGCUAAGUGGAUAUGAAGUAAGAGUCUAGUCCAUAAAAACUUGCCCUAAAUAUAAGCUAGCUACGGAGAGAUAUUUACUCUUUUCUUUAUUUUAGUGUAGCAUGGUUAUUAAUGUAUUGACAAGAGGUUUCCUUUACUCUUUUUAGAAACCAAGUUGAAGUAGCCUUAUAUCAGAGGUAGCCUUAAAACAGAGAGCCUUAUAGUGAAGGGAUAGGGUAUUCUGAUUUAUAGUGAUGCUUAUUGUCUUAUUUUCUAUAGAUUGAUUUUCCUAGUGAAACUUUCUAUAAAUAAAUAUUCUAUAAAUAUUGAAUUAUACAUGCGUAUAAAGAUAAGCAUUUCUUUAAACUGGUUAAGUUACUCCAUUAAAAUGCACCUGAGCUUUCUUUUCAGUUUUAUACAAGCAUUAUGGUGUAGUGUUCUCUCCACCUAAUACAGCAUUUCAAAAACUAAGAGAGGAUAGUUGGCUAACUCUCAACCACUUCCCCAACCUUCACACCAGAAUAAAAUUGUGUUCCUAUUGUGUUCCCACUGAAAUCAGUAGGAGUGGAGGGUGCUUAGCAAAUUGGGCCCAGAGUCUAUUUUUCUCUUACUGUACUGCACAAAGAGACCCCACCCCAAAAUCUCCAGUUAUGGAAUAUUAGUUACUAUCUCUUUGGAUAUCGGGUUGCUUCAGCUGGGAUACUUGAUGCCUCUAAAGACACACACAAGAGGAGGAAUGUAAUCUUUGGCCAUUUAUCCUAAAAAUCAGAUGGUGCCCUCUCCCAGGUGAGACCAGACCCCACAAUGGUUGACUGUUUUCAACAACUUUGUCUAGAUGGGUGCAGGUUGUCUAGGGCUUGAUUAUUAAUUUUGAGGUUAAAAAAUAUCCUUGUGUCAGAGGGGCAUGUUUUGAGCCUCAUGAACAUUGUAGAGAGCCUAGUGAAUAUGAAAAUCCUCUUAUGAGAUUCAUGGCCUGACUAACAUUUAUGUAAGGGAGGAGUGGUGAGUGGGAAUUUUCAUUGUGUAAACAAUCUGUGGCGGUAUCACAGACUUCAGCUGAAUCCUGCCGUUUCAGGGAUAGAGCUGAUGGCUUUGUGGCUCCAAAACCAGAAGCCUCUUCCACUUCAGUUAUCUUAAUCACAAACACCUUAACAGAUCUGAACUUCAGCCCAGGAGAAGGCAUAAAGCCCUGAACAUUCACACUAUACCAAUAAUUUCUUCCCACAUAAGAGGUCUAUGGUAAGCUUAUCAAUCAAGCUCUGGCCAUUUGAAAUUUGUAUUGUCUGUAUACAAAGGCCCAGAUGCUGCAGUUUCAUCCAUCUAGGCACAGGGUCCGUUCUAAAGGAGGCAGCUGUAGGAUCAUAGCCCAAGGUUGCGCAUAAUGAAAUAGAUUGAUCAUGUUGGUUUAGAGAGAGAGAGAUUGUUUUCAUGACUUGAAAGGGAAUCUGGCUCAAAGAAACAAAAGAUACGUUGUUUUUAAAUUAAUUUUCACAUUUAGAAAUGGAUGAUGUUUGUCUACAUUUUACUGGUUCUGUUCUCUUCCUGCUGCUUAAAAAUAGCUCCUCUUUACGUUAAUGGAGUAAAGAGAGUAAUGAGAGCCCUAUUGAAGCUAUGGCAGUUUACACCAGCUGAGGAUCUGCCCCAGCAGGCAUGGAGGAGACAAUAAAUUGCUGUUCAUAUAAUUAAGCCUUGAAAACUACCUAAUAUAAUGUAUGGUUUAUGAAAUAAAAUUUGGAAUAAAGAAUCUCCUUUGUGGAUGGUAUCACGGGUUAAACUUCAAGAAGAAUAUAUUGUGCAAUUGAUAUGUAUGUUCAGUAAAAUUGUUCAUCUGCUCUGAAUCUAAAUUUUAAGGGCCAGAGAUUAAAUAUAAACUUUGAUCAAAUGAUUAAAGUGACAAUGUUGAUUGCAGCUUUUUAGAAUCCUUUGUUCUUUGCAAAUUCAGUAAUUAAUAAUUUUUAUAGAACAUUGAUUUUAUAUUGUUUGCAUAUGUGUAAAAAAAUUCUGUAUAACAUUUGACGAGUUAAUAAAUUUUUGCUUCCUUAACCACCUGUAUACAGUAUUACGUGCAUGUGAUCUCCAAAUAAAUCUACUGGAUUCA